CCCAGCGUCAGCAGCUCUCGCCAGUUCACGAUGUCAGAUGUUUCGACUGUGUUUCAGCUCAUACCGGCUGCUCAGAAGUAUGACUGGGGCAAGCCUGCCAAGUCGUCGAGCGUGGCCCGUUUCGCCUCCGCAUCCGGCAUAACCAUCGACGAAUCCGCGCCUUACGCCGAGCUAUGGAUGGGAACCCAUCCUUCCGCCCCUUCAAGACUCACCGAUGGCACCGUUACAUUAUCCGAACACCUCCAAAGACACCCUGAGCUGAUCGGCGCAAAGGUUCUCGAACGAUUCCAUGUGGAGAAUGGAAAUCUACCAUUCUUGCUCAAGAUCCUGGCAAUCGACAAGGCACUAAGUAUUCAGACACACCCGGACAAAUCUAUGGCCGAGAAACUCCAUGCGGAGCGACCGGAUAUUUACAAAGAUGACAAUCACAAACCGGAGAUGGCGCUCGCUAUAACGCCGUUUACCGCACUAUGUGGAUUCCAGCCCCUCGAAUCCAUCGCUGCUCGCCUGGAAGACUCCCCUGAAUUCGCAGCUUUAGUGCCACCAGAGGACAGGCAGAAGCUCAUCGACAGCACGACGCCGUCGGCGGAGGACGGCGCUCAGCAGAAGGCCGCCCUUAGAGCGGUUUUCACCGCCGUCAUGACGGCCCCUGAGCAUCUCUUCAAGGAGCAACUGAGUCUCUUGAUCCAACGAUACACGUCCUCCGCCGGUGUGCAGCCAACGCCGCCGGACGAUCUGAAAGAGCUUGUGCUUCGCCUUCAUUCGCAAUUUCCCGGCGACAUCGGCAUUUUCUGUGCAUUCAUGCUCAACUAUGUGAAACUGACGCCAGGAGAGGCGAUAUUCCUCGGCGCUGGAGAGCCUCAUGCAUACGUCUCCGGAGAUAUCGUCGAGUGCAUGGCCACGUCGGAUAACGUCAUACGUGCAGGGUUGACUCCGAAACUGCGAGACGUACCAAACCUCGUGUCUGGGCUCACUUACGUGGCGGCGCCAUCAUCGAAACACGUCGUGAAACCCGCGACCGGGCCAUCGGGGGCGACGAAGCUCUACGACCCCCCAGUGCCUGAAUUCGCCGUACUCCAAACGGUUCUACCGGCAGGCGCUUCUGAGGAGCAUCCCGCCCUCGAUGGCCCGAGCAUCGCGAUUGCCACUCACGGUCGGGGAAAACUCACAUGGCCUGACGGGGAAACGGAGAUCAACACCGGCGAGGUGUUCUUCGUGGGUGCUGGGACGCCGUUGCGGCUGACUUCCCAGGGGGAGGCCGAUUUGGUACUACAUCGUGCCUUUGUGGAGGCGACUUGA
Messenger RNA from Punctularia strigosozonata HHB-11173 SS5, 1299 nucleotides. RefSeq names its product mannos-6-phosphate isomerase. The record is from RefSeq and is a predicted model, not a curated record. Bases 31 to 1299 code for a protein of 422 amino acids. The transcript has 4 exons. Gene Ontology annotation, biological process: carbohydrate metabolic process; GDP-mannose biosynthetic process. Lineage: Eukaryota; Fungi; Basidiomycota; Agaricomycetes; Corticiales; Punctulariaceae. Gene Ontology annotation, cellular component: cytosol. Gene Ontology annotation, molecular function: mannose-6-phosphate isomerase activity; zinc ion binding.